AUGACUCGCAACAACCAACAAGUUAUCUUUUCUCAAGUCUGCAAGAACUCUAUUCCUGUUCCUGGUGAACAUCUUCAAGUCCUUGCAUCCGACAUUGAUCUUGAUGCUCCCCUUGCUGAUGGUGCUUAUAUCGUCAAACACCUUUAUUUCUCCAUUGAUCCUUACUUCCGCCAUGGUCUCGCCAACUUUCCCCCUAACAUUUGGGGCUUCCAACUCGGCGAAGUGGUUCGUGGUGUCGCAUUGGGUGUCGUCUUGCGUUCAUCCAAUCCCAAGUAUCCUCAAGGUGCCAUUGUGCUUUCCGGAUUUGCUAAAGCUCUCUUUACCGAAUACUCCAUCAUCCAAGAAUCUGAACAAGACCAUUAUCAAGUACUCCUGGAAGAUGCCAAGGCCUCCAAGGUCCCACUUUCCAAUUAUCUCGGUGUCUUAGGUGUUGCAGGCAUGACUGGCUAUUACGGAUUGUUCGAACAUGGUAAACCUAAAGCUGGCGAGACCAUUUUUAUUUCCGGUGCAGCAGGUGGUGUCGGCCAAUUGGUGGGUCAAUUGGCAAAGUUGCAAGGAUUGCAUGUGGUAGGCUCUGCUGGCACGGAUGAGAAGGUUGCCUAUCUCAAGGAAAUUGGUUACGAUGGUGCAUUCAACUACAAAAAGUCCGACAUGGGUGCCAAGCUCGCUGAACUUUGUCCUAAUGGCAUUGAUCUUGUAUACGAAAACGUGGGUGGCGAUAGUCUCAACACAGCUAUUGCUCACUGCAACAAUUGGGCAAGGAUUGUCAUGUGUGGAACCAGUGGUCAUAAAGCCAACGGAGGUGCGGUGCCAAACCUUUCCAUGAUGAUGCCUAAGCGCUUAAGGAUUCAAGCCAUCAACGCUCACGAUAUCUCUCCCGAAAUGAAGAAGGAAUUCACACAUCAAGUCACAGAAUGGAUAGUCCAAGGCAAGAUCCAGUACCGAGAAUACAUUACAGAAGGCAUUGAAAAUACUCCCAAGGCCGUGGCCGAUAUGCUUGGUGGCGAAAACUUGGGUAAAGCAAUCGUCAAGGUGGCCGAUCUUUGA
This is a messenger RNA of Lichtheimia ornata, 1047 nucleotides long. RefSeq lists its product as uncharacterized. The transcript is spliced from 2 exons. Lineage: Eukaryota; Fungi; Mucoromycota; Mucoromycetes; Mucorales; Lichtheimiaceae. The record is from RefSeq and is a predicted model, not a curated record. Bases 1 to 1047 code for a protein of 348 amino acids. Gene Ontology annotation, molecular function: oxidoreductase activity, acting on the CH-CH group of donors, NAD or NADP as acceptor.